Saccharomycodes ludwigii is the source of this 1473-nucleotide messenger RNA. RefSeq names its product mRNA-processing endoribonuclease (gene SWT1). Bases 1 to 1473 code for a protein of 490 amino acids. The transcript has a single exon. Gene Ontology annotation, cellular component: nucleus. Lineage: Eukaryota; Fungi; Ascomycota; Saccharomycetes; Saccharomycodales; Saccharomycodaceae. The record is from RefSeq and is a predicted model, not a curated record.
AUGUCAAAACCUAAUAUUUUUAACACAUUUCAAAAUAAAACUUCCUAUACGACGAAUUCUAAUAAAACUCCAAGUAGCUUAUAUAAGCAUGACUUGGAUAGUAACUAUCAAACCUGUCAAAUGCGCAAUGUUGUUGAUAAAAUUAACCUGGCUUUAGAUACAUUUACCAGGGGGAAAAAUGGGAAGAAGUAUUCAUUGGCAGAAUUGAAUAAAUUUAUGGAGCAGAAUGUGGCUGAUAAAGAAGGUGAUUAUUGUAUGAUCGAUAUUUCAGAAGAUCAAAAUAUCGACUUGAUAUCGGAAUAUAUUAACGUGCAACGUAAUGAGGACACAUUUAAUCAUGACACGAUCGAUGACAACAAUAGAGGACAAGACAAUGUAAGGAAUGACGUCAACUCCUUUAGGCAUAAAACGAUUUUCAUAAUUGAUACAAACAUAAUGCUAACUAAGUUGGCGACACUAGAAGGGUUAAGGCUAUUGCAUGAACAGUAUGGGCAUUUAAUUGUAAUACCUAUUGAAGUCGUACGAGAACUAGAUGGUUUGAAAAAUUCUAAAACAAAAACAUCAAAUGGAAGAGAAGCAAUCGGUGUUUUAGCUAGGUGGGCCAGCGAGUGGAUAUACAGAUAUUUAGCCAACAAAGAUAAAUGUGUUAUUUUACAGAAAAUGGAUGAGAGAGUAGAUGAUUUAACCAUUAAGGAUGAUGCUAUCCUAGACUGUUGUAUUUUUUUCAAAAACCAGUACCAUUGCCUAUCUAUAUUAAUCUCAAAUGAUAAGUUACUCUGUGUUAAAGCGUUAGGUGAAGAAAUAUUAACUAUUUCUUCUACUAAAGAACAACAAAUCACCAGUAAACUUAUCGCAGAAAUGGCCUAUAUUGAAAACCAAUCGAGAUUUGGGCAAAAAAACGAAAAACAUACUGUUGCUAAUAGUACAGAUGGUACAGUUCAAAAUCAAAUCCAGACCACAAGCGGAUUAGGAAACGAACACAAACUUUCUGAUAACAACCAUAGUGGCAUUAACAAUAGUACUGGUGGUUGUGAUGGCGCCAGUAAUACUUUGAUAAUAGAAGCAUCCAACUUAGAAGAACUAUCAUCAAUAAUUUAUGACGAAAUAGAGAAAGUAGCAUUAGCGGCAACAGAAUUUUUUUUAACAAGUAGCAUUGAAGUACAACAAUUAGAAGCUAAGAUGAAUAAGCCGGUACGUUUAUUUGGAUUAACUGAUGUAGUUCAUUGUGUCAAUGAUUUUUGGAUAAACGUAUUUGCGUUACUUUUCAAGCACGAUCCAGAAUUGGAUAGCCGGCAAGUUUGGAAUAUAGAUACAAUACCUGUCAUAAUACGUACCAAUAGUGUGAAUGAGUUGCGUGAAUUUGUAUAUAUAUGGUCCAGAAUACUAGUAUGUUUAUAUCUUCAAAGGGAUACUAAUCAACAACAAUCUUUAGAGAUUUUAAUUAAAAGAUGGCAAUUAUCUUGUGGGAUGUGA